Messenger RNA from Penicillium salamii, 1884 nucleotides. NCBI's taxonomy places the organism in Eukaryota, Fungi, Ascomycota, Eurotiomycetes, Eurotiales, Aspergillaceae. The record is from the annotation of a GenBank genome assembly.
AUGGCGGACUCUGGAGAAGUCGCACCCCCUCCCGCGACCAAGCGGCCUCAUUCUGAAGUCGAAGCUGAGGACAGCGACGAUGAGUCUGACGAUGACUUCGGUCCCGCACUCCCCUCUGAGGUUGCGCCGCAGAAGAAACGGCGCAAGCUUCCCUUCGAGAAGGUCUUCGUGAACGCGCUACCGGUUUCCGCGAAGUACUCCAAGUCGCUCAUGCACAAGGAUCAAUUGUCCUUUGUAACUGUCGCGCCCUUUACAGAUUUCGUGGUUACUAGCUCCAUGGAUGGAUUUGUCAAGUUCUGGAAGAAAAUGGCGGAGGGAAUCGAGUUCGUGAAGGAAUUCCGUGCUCACCCAGGCGAGAUUCGGAGUGCCACGGUCAGCGCCGAUGGUCGCAGCUUUGCGACAGCUGGAGCGGACAAGACAGUCAAGAUUUUCGAUGUCAUCACAUUUGAUCUCCUGUCCAUGUACACCCUGGAAUUCGUUCCUCGAUGUGUGUGCUGGGUACACCCGCGCGGAGCAUCACUCCCACUUCUCAGUGUGACCGACGAGUCCAGUAAUACGAUUCAGAUAUUCGAUGGGCGUGGCGAAAACCCUGAGCCCUUGCACACAUUGAAAUCGAUCCAUCGCAGCCCCGUGGUGUCACUAGCAUUCAACAGCGUAUUUGACUGCGUUGUAUCGGCAGAUGAAACAGGAAUGGUGGAAUACUGGCGAGCAGGAGACGGAUCCUUUGAGAAGCCCGAUAAUGUCUUCGAGCUGAAAUCCUCGACGAACCUUUUCGCAUUCAAGAAGGCCAAGUCGGUACCAACAGCGAUCACGAUCUCCCCAUCCGGAGAGCACUUUGCUACAGUUUCUUUCCCAGACCGGCAGGUCCGUGUCUUCGACUUCGCCUCAGGAAAGCUCUACCGCACAUAUGACGAGUCAAUAACCACCAUUACAGAGAUGCAGCAGGCUGGAACAGCGCCCUAUGCACUCGACGAGGUAGAAUUUGGACGACGUCUGGGCGUGGAGCGCGAAGUUGAAAGCGACGCAACCCGCAACAAAGUGAAUGUGUCGUUCGAUGAGUCUGGUCACUUCAUCCUCUAUGGCUCCCUCUAUGGUGUCAAGUGCAUCAACACCUACACUAAUCGCGUGGUCCGCGUUUACGGCCGUGACGACCCAUUCCGUGCUCUUAACCUCGCCCUCUACCAAGGCCAGCCGCAGCGCAAGGGCGUCGUUACAGUCUCCAUGGCCGCAAGUAGCAACCCCCUGCUCCAGGAAGCAGAGGAACGCGACCCGAUUCUUUUCACCACCGGUUUCGCCAAGGUUCGUUUCUACAUGUUCACCAAUGAGACGGAGGUUUCCAAGUCUACUCGCGACAUCCAGAAUGAAAAGCCCACCGAGUCUACUUCUGACAAGGGAGCCGCUCCCACCAAGGCCGCCGAGACAGGCACUGCUGCGGUUCUUCAUACCACGUACGGUGAUAUCCACUUGCGUCUGUAUCCGUCCGCUGCACCGCGGGCUGUGGAGAACUUCGUCACACACUCUCGCCAAGGCUACUACAACAACACGAUCUUCCACCGUGUGAUCCGCAAAUUCAUGAUCCAGGGUGGUGAUCCGCAAGGUGAUGGUACUGGUGGCGAGUCCAUCUGGGGCGGGGAGUUUGCCGACGAGUUCUCCGUGCUGAAGCACGAUCGACCGUAUACACUGUCGAUGGCAAACGCCGGACCCAACACCAAUGGCAGUCAGUUCUUCAUCACCACGGAGAAAACGCCGUGGCUCGACAACAAGCAUACCGUGUUUGGGCGUGCGGUGCAGGGAUUGGACAUCGUGCACAAGAUCGAGAAUUGCCGCACCCACAAGGAGAAGCCUGAGGUCGACAUUAAGAUCGUGAGCAUCAGCAUCUCCUGA